This is a messenger RNA of Saccharomyces paradoxus, 1257 nucleotides long. It is a transcript of the gene CUE5, whose product is annotated as ubiquitin-binding protein CUE5. Gene Ontology annotation, biological process: ubiquitin-dependent protein catabolic process. Gene Ontology annotation, molecular function: ubiquitin conjugating enzyme binding; ubiquitin binding. Bases 1 to 1257 code for a protein of 418 amino acids. The record is from RefSeq and is a predicted model, not a curated record. The transcript has a single exon. Gene Ontology annotation, cellular component: cytoplasm. NCBI's taxonomy places the organism in Eukaryota, Fungi, Ascomycota, Saccharomycetes, Saccharomycetales, Saccharomycetaceae.
AUGGAAGAAAAGGAAGACAUCAAGGACUCUUCUCUGCUUGAUAAGAGUAAUGUUCCGGAAUCAACUAACGAGGAUAUCUCAAAGACAACUGAUGUGGACCUAAAUUCCGAUGAAAAAAUAGAGAAUGACAUUUCUGUCAAGAGUAGUACCUCCAAGGUCGAAGAGAAUGUGACCAAGUCCUCAGGAAAUGAUGAGGACACAGUGGUGGCACCUGCUGGGGAUGCGAAAGAAGAAGAAGAGGAGCACCCCCCUUUACCGGCCAGAAAGAAGCCUGAAGAGGACCCAUCGAAAGAAAAUCCAAUACUGCAGGAAUUGAAGGAUGCAUUUCCCAAUUUGGAAGAGAAAUACAUCAAAGCGGUUAUCAUUGCGUCUCAGGGUGUUCUGGGCCCCGCUUUCAAUGCCUUACUAUUCCUAUCAGAUCCUGAAUCUGGCAAGGAUAUAGAGUUACCAACACAACCUGUGAGGAGGAUUCCAGAGGCACCGGCAAGAAGACGACAAACCCAAUUAGAACAGGACGAACUGUUGGCACGUCAAUUAGAUGAGCAAUUUAAUAACUCACAUUCUCGUCGCCGUAAUCGUGAUCGCGCACCUAAAGGCAUGCACGAACAGCGUCUAAAAGAUAGGCAGAGGAGACUACAUAAUCCAAAUGAAAGGGAAGAACACCAGGAAGACAGUGAAGAGGAAGAGGAUUCGUGGUCGCAAUUUGUAGAAAAGGACUUGCCAGAACUUACGGACAGAGCUGGACGGUCAUUACAAGAUACAGCAAACAAAGUUAGUAGCUGGAUAAGUGAUGCUUACCGGAGAAAUUUUGCUCCAGGGAGUGAGCAAACUGACAACCAAUAUGGUCCCCAAGAUCAGCAAGAAGAAUGGGAGCCAGAGAUUGUGGAUUUAUCGCAAGGCGGAAAGAAGCCAAGACCCCAGCAACCUGAGAGAAAAAGGUUUAAUUCGUUUGGCGUUCAAGUUGGUGAUGACUCCUUAGAAAGCCACGGAAUCACACUACACAACGAAGAUGGAUUUGAAGAUGAUGAGGAUGUGCCACCUCAAUUGCCAACAAGAACAAAGUCUGGUGAAUCGGCCGGAAAAGUAGUGGCAGAGACAACUUACAUUGAUACUCCAGAUACAGAAACCAAGAAGAAAUGGCAGCCGCUGCCACCGGAACCACUGGACACUACACCAACUAAAGCGAACGCCGUUUCUAGAAAUAAGAAAAAUCCGGAUGAGGAUGAAUUCUUAAUCAACAGUGAUGACGAGAUGUAA